AUGUUACAAUUGUUCAUAAUUGCUUUAAAUAUUGUUAAAUGCGGGUUGUGUGUUGAUAAUCUUAACAUUUCCGGAAAUUUAGGUAAUAGUUGCAUGCGAGAAGAAUUUAGAAAUAUUAUAUAUAAAGAUAUUCUACUUGAUGUAAACCCUGAGGGAUGCAAAGAUUUUGUAAGAACAAUUUUUUCUUAUAUACCAGUUACUGAUUCAAUUAUGUCAAUUAAAUCCGAUGCAAGUACUUUACACACUCUUCUUGAUCACGAUGCUGCAUUAGCGGCGGUAGUUUUACGAAUAGCCUUUAGAAAAUUGGCUGAAAGAAAUCCAGAAAUUGACGAAUUGGCCUUGGAAACUCUUUUAAAAUAUUUUUUUGAAUUUAUCAGAAAUUCCAAUGAUAAACAUGCAAAACCUUGCCUUGAAUUUUGCUAUGAGGGCAAAGAUUCACUAAUUGGAACACCUAAGCAAGUUUUGUGCACUUUGUUACAUUGCAGAGGUCUACGAAAUAUUUUUGAAGUUUUCUUAGUGGGUGUUUUAUGCGAUUUAAAAAAACGUGCAGCUUCUUUUUGUUUGGAACAACCACAUGAAAAGGUAAGUGUAGUUUAUGCUGUUUAUAUGGCAAGAGUUGUAGAAAUUUUAUUAGAGAAAAUUUUUGAGAUUAGAAGGUUACUUGAUGGAAACAGAGAAGACAUGUUUGAAAACUUUUAUGUUUUAAUUCCAACUAACAACGUCAUUAACAAAUUAUCAAAUCCAAUUAUUUCGGCUAAUGCGUGGGUUGACCCUAAUGCAGUUAGAGAAUAA
Messenger RNA from Vairimorpha ceranae, 792 nucleotides. RefSeq lists its product as hypothetical. Lineage: Eukaryota; Fungi; Microsporidia; Nosematidae. The transcript has a single exon. The coding region runs from base 1 to 792 and encodes 263 amino acids. The record is from RefSeq and is a predicted model, not a curated record.